This is a messenger RNA of Linum tenue, 2071 nucleotides long. The record is from the annotation of a GenBank genome assembly. NCBI's taxonomy places the organism in Eukaryota, Viridiplantae, Streptophyta, Magnoliopsida, Malpighiales, Linaceae.
AAAUAAACUGAUAAGGGAAAGGGACGGCCUUGCUGCUGGCUGGGUCGGUUGGGUGGCUGCCUCUCAUCCUUCUUUAAUUCUUCCUUACCAAACUCAAAACUCCCCCAGAUCUUUCUCUCCUUUUUUACCCAAUUCAGUUUCAAGCCAACCCACCAGCACCCUCGCCUUGAGCAAACUUCAAUUAAUCAAUUCUUUUUAAAGCAAAGAGGGAACCCGAUUCAGAGUGAGAGAGAACAAUCUCAAGUCAAGCUCAAGAUUCAUACUUUCGUGUUCUUCUUCGAAUAAACAAAGCCUCUUGCCAGGACCGAUGUUUUCCUUAAAUGGGGUUUUUUGGCUGGAGGAUGAGAUGAUGAUGGUGUAAAGUUGUUUAAUUUGAUUCCGCGUCUGUGACCUGUUGUUGCCUUGCUGAGACUGGCGCCCUGCUUUUAUGUUUCAGAAAGGGAAAAUCCAACGAGGGUUUCCUUCUUUUUCCUCUACAAUUAGUUCUGCGAUGGGGAGUGGUAUGGAUUUCUUCAACUGGCUGGAUUACGAUGUGUUGAUGAAGAUUUUAUUGUGCUUGGAUGAUCCUGCUGACCUUGUCCGCGUCAGUUCCGUCUCCCGGACUUGGAGACAUUUUGUUGUCACAAAUGGUCUUAGCAGGCAGCUCUGCGUGAGAAUGUUCCCUACUUUGCAUAGACUUGACCAUGUCGUUGAACCAAGCCGUUGUGUUAAGGAUAUUGCAGAAGUUGGUUGCAGCAGAUAUGUGGAAGAUGAAAAUCUUGGGGUGGAGCACAGAGCUUUUGCAUUUCUGGCUCGUUCUUGCAAAACUUUCCCUUUGAGAGAUUGUAUAGGAGAAGCAAUAUGUGCUUCUAGCACAGAUAAUUAUCCGGAUGAGAGCGUUCGUAAUACCCUGGAACCACAUGAGAGAGUUGGAAGGCGGCCUUCUUAUUGGUCAAGUAAAGGACAAACCACGUCUUCGGUGCCUGAGACGCUCGUCUAUAAGCUGUCCAGUGAUGUAUGUGUGGUUUCUGAAAUCAACAUAAAGCCAUUCGAAGCUUAUUUUCAGUGGGGUUCUCCUAUAUAUUCUUCCAAAUCUGUAAGAUUUCGGUUUGGCCAUCCCAAUGUUCCAUUGGAUGGGACCAUGAGCGAGCCAUGUGACGGCUUUUCUGCUGAGAAAUUCACAUGGACUUACACUACCGCUGAGUUCCCUAUGGCACAGGAGAAUCAACUACAAAAUUUCAAGCUUCCUGAACCUGUUCUUUGCAUUGGUGGAAUGCUGAUGAUUGAGCUUUUAGGCAGAGUUCAGAAACAAACAAUGGAUGGGAUGUUCUAUAUAUGCAUCUGUCACGUCCAAGUCGUGGGUCGCCCUUUAUCACCUGCAUUUGGGGUAGAAAUCUUGGAACCUUCUGGCCAUUUCACCUUAAAGGCACUGAGCUAUGAUCCCACCUUACCAGAGCAGCCUUCACCGACUGCGUAUUUGCAAGGGCGGAUAAGAGACUUGGAGCAGAUCUUGAAUCUAUUAAGAGACCAAGGAGUAGUUGUUGAGGAGUAUGAUUGGAACGGAGACGAGGAGGUCGACGAUGAGUUUGAGGAGGACUUCGCUCUCUGAGCCCCCUCGACAGGAUUCAUAAAGCUAAAGCUUGUGUACCUUGUAAUAUUGGUAUUUCAUGCAUCUCGGUCAACCAUAAUGCUCUCUGAUUAUCAAAAGAAGAACAGAAAAAUAGGCAUAAUGCUCUCUUGAUUCACCUAGUUGAUGCGGGAGAGUUAUGGUCCUUGAAAUGCUUUUGGUACCUGCUGCUCUCUUGGGGCCAUGUUAGUAUUGUGUAUUUAUUUCCAGACUACAAAUAGUAACAAAGAACAUCGUGUCGUCGUUUUUCUUCUUUUCCUUCUCUUUGGUGCAUGGCAUGGGUACUAUAGUUUUAAUUCUUUUCUGUCAUAGUUAGAAACGGCCUCCGUGCCACAAGGAUGGAAUGAUACCCACAUCUCUAUGGUGCCCAAGGUUGAUCACCCAUAUCCAAUUUCACACUACUUGUUGCUGCAAGUACUUAAGAUAUAAAAUCAUCUCGAAGAUCAUGGCAACUCGACUUAAGAA